AUGGCGGAUGGUGAAGUAAGAGUGCUGUCCACAGGUUUAGUUCAAGCAGAGGGGCUUACCAAGCUAGCAGCUGCUGCAGAGGAACGAAUUCCCCUCACUCCAUGCGACCUGCGUAUCAUUCUCUUCGGGACAAUCCAAAAGGGGCUUCUCUUCCGCAAACCCACCAAUCCUUCAAUCGAUCAAGCCACCUUGAUCCAGACCCUCAAAACCUCCUUCUCCCGCGCGCUUGCCCUGUUCUACCCCUUCGCCGGCCGGCUCUCCGUCGACAAACACGAUGACGACGGCACCGCCUCCGUCUACAUCGACUGCAACAACGCCGGCGCUCUGUUCGCUCACGCCGUCGCCGACGGCGUCUCCGUCGCCGACAUCCUCGACCCGCUCUACGUCCCGCCGGUGCUCUGGUCGUUCUUCCCCCUCAAUUGGAUGAUGAAUUACCACGGGUUCUCCCAACCCUUUAUAGCAGUUCAGGUCACGGAGCUCGUAGAUGGGUUCUUCCUCGGCUGCACGAUCAGCCACGCGGUCGCCGACGGCCCGACUUUCUGGCGGUUUGUGAAUUUCUGGUCCCAAAUCUGCCGUUCCCCCGGUGGUGGUGGGGAUUCAGCCAAUAAGUCGCAGGUUUUCACCCGGCGCUGGUUCCUCGACGAGAAGCAUCUGCCGAUUAGGCUGCCGGCGGCGAUGCUCGAAGAUUUCAAACAAGAUCCCAUCCCAAUCCCGCCGCAGGAGCUGAAAGAGCGGGUUUUCCACUUCACCCGCGAGAAACUCGCGGCGCUGAAAGCACAGGCCAACGACGAAGCCGUCGCCGCCUGCGGCGGCGGCGGCCAGAUCUCGACUCUGCAAACCCUAAUUUCCCACAUCUGGAGGGCGGUGUUUCGAAACAGAAGCGAACCGGAUCCAGAUCGGGAGGCCCAUUUCCACCUGCACUUUGGGCUCCGAUCGCGGCUCAAGCCCAAGGUCCCGGAGAAUUACUUCGGGAACGCCAUCGUGGGCCGGCCGGUGGGCCUGAAGGUGAGCGAGCUUCUGGAGGCGGAGAAGGGGCUGGGGCGCGUGGCGGCGGCGAUUCACGGAGUGGUGGCGGAGCAGACGGACGAGAAGCUGAAGGAAGCGGUGGAGGAUUGGAUCGGGAACCCUAAGUUUGUGGGGACUGAUGUGUUUGUGGCGGGGACGAUGGGGCUGAGCAGCUCGCCGAGGUACGACAUUUACGGGAACGAUUUCGGGUGGGGGAAGCCGGUGGCGGUGAGGAGCGGAGCCGGGAAUAAGUUCGACGGGAAGGUUACGGUUUUCCCCGGAGUGGAGGCGGGGAGCAUGGACGUCGAGAUUUGCUUGUCGCCGGAGACGGCGGAGGGAGUGGGGAGGGAUUUGGAGUUUAUGGCUGCAGUCGGCGUAUAA
Molecule: messenger RNA, 1386 nt
Organism: Linum tenue
Lineage: Eukaryota; Viridiplantae; Streptophyta; Magnoliopsida; Malpighiales; Linaceae
Source: the annotation of a GenBank genome assembly